Thecamonas trahens ATCC 50062 is the source of this 1461-nucleotide messenger RNA. RefSeq lists its product as uncharacterized. The transcript is spliced from 2 exons. Gene Ontology annotation, molecular function: protein binding; lipid binding. The record is from RefSeq and is a predicted model, not a curated record. Lineage: Eukaryota; Apusomonadida; Apusomonadidae. Gene Ontology annotation, cellular component: Rvs161p-Rvs167p complex; medial cortex; actin cortical patch. Gene Ontology annotation, biological process: actin cortical patch localization; endocytosis; plasma membrane tubulation. The coding region runs from base 1 to 1461 and encodes 486 amino acids.
AUGCUGCGUGGUCUCAACAAGAAGAUCAGCAGAUCCAAGCAGAAGCUGAUGCAGAAGAUCGGCAAGGCCGACUCGACGACUGAUGACGAAUACGAUGUGCUUGCUGCAGACUUUGAGGCCCUCGAUGAGGCCGUGGCGUCGAUGGCCGCCGCCACCUCCAGGUACGUCUCCGCGCUCCGAAGCCUCACAGCCGCGCGAGAAGACAUUGCCGACGCGCUGGGCUUUAUGUUCAAGACCUCGCGUGAGAAGGACGGCGAUCUUGGGACCGCCGCACGAGCGUUUGUCUCGGGCCAAAACAAACUAGGAGGCAUGACCUCGGUCGCUGUCGCCCAGAUCGAGGCCUACUGCUUCUCGGCCCUCAACGACUACACUGCCGCCUUUGCCCCGCUCCGCACCGAGAUGAAGAACCGCGAAAAGUACCUGCUCGACUAUGAUCGCUUCCGCCGCCAGCUCGACUCGCUCAUCGAGAAGGGCGCCAAAGAAGGCAAGAUCAUCAAAGUCCGCGAGUCCAUGGGCAAGGCCCAGACCCGCUACGACGCCCAGAACCGUCGCGUCUCCCGCGACCUCAUCCGCUUCUUUGAUGCCCGCGUCACCAUUCUCGAGCCAGUCUUCCAAGCUUUUGCCAAGGCCGAGGAGGAGUACAUCACCGCCUUUCAGAUCGAGGCCAUGCGGACUCGCUCCCUGCUCCCUGGCUUGGCCAGCAACCGAAGCGUCGGCCUCCACCCCACACAGGGAAGCGAUCCAGACAUCCGCCCACGCGCUGCCUCGAUCCCAGUCCAUCUUGAUUCGUCGCUCCACAAUAUGGGCGAGCUAUCGCUCUCAGGCGACCCGUCGCUCACGCUCCCGUCAUCGUCUAGUCUGUUGCAACUGCCGCACAGCGCGCCGACGUCGCCGACCGCCUCCAUUCCCCCGCUGGUAGCUCCUCCUCCUUCCACCGUGCCUCCCACGCCUGACUCGGACUCGAACCCGCUUCCACCGCCCAUCUCUACCGCUGGCCUCUUGCCUGCAGACAUGCAAGCCCGCCGUGACAAGGCCCGUGAUCGCAUCGCCAAGCUCACACUCAGCCGCGCCGAAUACGUCAUCAACCUCGAAAUCUUCGAGCCCGACACCGACGAGUACGAAGAGUCCCAGUUUCACAUCGAGCGCAUUGACGUCGAGCUUGCCAACGCCCGUCGUGAAGACCAACAUCGCCCCACUGUCCAACCCGAGCGGGCUCCCGAUCCGAACCCGCUUCCCACUGCAGACCUUCUCAACCAGACCCGCGUUGUUCUCAUCGCCAUUCACGACUACUCUGCACUUGCCGACGAUCAAGUCUCAUUCGUCACAGGCGAUUCAAUGAUUGUUGCCGCACUGCUCUCGCCGCAAUGGUACCAGGGCAUGGUCCAGCGGACCGGCGACUUUGGCAAGAUCCCCGCCCACCUCGUCACCAUCUCCUCCAACCCGUCGACCUCCUCGUCCUAG